This is a messenger RNA of Cryptomeria japonica (Japanese cedar), 722 nucleotides long. Its product is annotated as calcium-binding protein KIC. NCBI's taxonomy places the organism in Eukaryota, Viridiplantae, Streptophyta, Pinopsida, Cupressales, Cupressaceae. Gene Ontology annotation, molecular function: calcium ion binding. The record is from RefSeq and is a predicted model, not a curated record. Bases 273 to 626 code for a protein of 117 amino acids. The transcript has a single exon.
GAAAUUGUCUGCAAAUGGCCAAUUUUAAGCACCCAUUUGGUCAUCUCGUGAAAAAAUCUUGCAUCCUUUCAACCCGUGUUGAACAGCUGGAUGGCAAAUCAGCAAUUUCCUCCCAAUUUCUCAUAUUUAACAGCUCACGAUUUCUCAGCAAGCCGGCGGUGCACAAGCUAUAAAAUUCAUCCCCAUUUCAAAUGCUUCACAGUUCAACUCUGUUUGGAGAAUUCAAUCAAAAGUUUUAAGGUUCGAUUCAGCACUUCAAUUCGGGGUCUUCAAUGGCGGAGUUCCAGGAUUUCUUGCCAACAAUGGCGGAGAAAUUGGGGGGACAAGAUUUUAUGGCGGAAUUGUGUAAUGGGUUUCGGCUUCUAGCAGAUCCCCAAUUGGGCGUGAUUACUUUGGAAAGCCUGAGGAAAAAUUCUGCUGUUUUGGGGUUGGAUUCUUUGACGGAUUCAGAACUCCAGGCGAUGGUGCAGGAAGGGGAUCUGGAUUGUGAUGGGGUUCUCAAUCAACAGGAAUUUUGUGUGUUAAUGAUUAGAUUGAGCCCUUCUUUCAUGAAUGAGGCUGAGAAAUGGCUUGAGAUGGCUCUGGUUCAGGAAUUUGAAGAAACCAUGAGAUCUUGUAAAAAUUAAAGAUGAAUUUUUGUCUGCUCUGCCUAUUGGCAGUUCAAAUUGUACCGGGAGAAUGGAAAAUUUUCCCAAAUUGAAAUAGCAAUGAGGGUUUUUGAA